This is a messenger RNA of Guillardia theta CCMP2712, 1671 nucleotides long. RefSeq lists its product as hypothetical. NCBI's taxonomy places the organism in Eukaryota, Cryptophyceae, Pyrenomonadales, Geminigeraceae. The record is from RefSeq and is a predicted model, not a curated record. Gene Ontology annotation, molecular function: protein binding. Bases 1 to 1671 code for a protein of 556 amino acids. The transcript has 6 exons.
AUGGUCAACCUCAAGUUUGACAUCCUCUCGAUCAGCUGGAUCACCAGGCUCUCGCUGUCUUACAACAGAGUGUCAACUCUCCCAGCUGGGAUCGGCAGCCUCACCCAGCUGCAGAGUCUUGACCUCAGCCACAACCUCAUCACCUCCCUCCCACCGCAGAUCGGCCAGCUGACAAGCAUGAAGCAGCUGGAUCUUAGCUUCAACAUGCUUGACUCUCUCCCCAAGGAGAUGUCCUCUCUCCCCGACUGGUCAAAGCUCCUCCUCUCGCACAACAGGCUGUCGACGCUUCCUCCCUCCAUCUCUCGACUUUCUUCCCUCACUCACGCUGACCUCUCUGACUUUGGGCUGCAAGCAGUUCCUCCCGAUCUACUGGAAAACAGCAGCAUCCGCGUCGUCCUGCUCGGCCACAAUCAGAUUUCGUCCCUCCCCCCCUCUGUCCAGACUUGGACCUCCCUCGUCGAGCUCUGCUUGCAGGGCAACCGGAUCAACAGGCUCCCUGCUAGCAUCGGGUUCUGCACUGCUCUGACUUCCCUCGACCUCCGCCACAACCGUCUGCGCCGGUUGCCUCCGGAGAUGGGCAGGAUGCGAGCAUUGAACAAGCUCCUCCUCCUCGGCCAGCAUCACAACAGCAUCAAGGACCUCCCGACGGAUCUCGACCGGCUGACUCGCCUCCGCUCCCUCCGGGUGGACCACAACAUCCUUGAGAUGCUCCCCCCCGGCCUUCGCUUCCUGACUUCCCUCACCGAGCUGCUCGCCAACGACAACAUGCUCGAAGAAGUCUGCCCGGAGAUCGGAGCUUGCGUCCACCUGACAAGGCUGAACCUGCACGCGAACAAACUCGUUACUCUUCCCCACACCAUCGGCAACUGCUCCCUCCUCACACAGCUCACCAUCCACCAGAACAAGAUCAAGCUGCCGGAGGAGAUCGGUCACUUCACGCUACUGGACGAGCUCUUCUCCAUCUGCGACAACGAGCUUGUCGAGAUCCCCGAGAGCGUCGGGAACCUCGUGAGGCUUCGGAGCCUGAGGCUGUCGGGCAACAACCUGACCAUGCUGCCCGACAGCUUGUCAGAGCUUUUCACGGACCUCGUGCUGCUGUCGGUGGCGCACAACAAGGUGGAGUCGCUUACCGACAGGAUCAGCGUGCUGAGCAACCUGACGGUUCUGGAGCUAGAGGACAACCUGCUGCAGCACCUUCCCCAGAGCCUUGAGGGCAACCGCUCGCUGGUGAAGUUGACGCUGAACAGGAACCAGUUCCAGUCCUUCCCCGAAGUCAUCUUCGACCUGUCGGGCUUGCAGAUCCUGAACCUUGCGCUGAACCAGAUCGAGCUCGUCCCAGAGGCCUUGUGCGAGGCAAACACUGCGCUGAAGCUCCUUGCGCUGCAGCACAAUCAGAUCCAUGCGCUGCCCAGCAACAUCGGGCUCAUGGCGAACCUGAUCCUACUGGACCUUACUCAGAACCACAUCAUCUCCCUCCCCUCCAGCAUCUCCGCGUGUCAGAGGCUCAGGGCCCUCUUCCUCUCCGGCAAUCCCCUCCCCUCCUUUCCGCGCGACGUCCUCCUCCUCUCAAGGCUGCAGCAGGUCCUGUUCCUCUCGAGCCUCUCCCGCCUCCCUGACCCUCCUUGCGCAGUUGCGAUGCUCCAGCACACAACUCUCCGGCGUGCCUCCUGA